This is a messenger RNA of Beauveria bassiana ARSEF 2860, 1161 nucleotides long. Its product is annotated as electron transfer flavoprotein alpha-subunit. NCBI's taxonomy places the organism in Eukaryota, Fungi, Ascomycota, Sordariomycetes, Hypocreales, Cordycipitaceae. The transcript has 2 exons. The record is from RefSeq and is a predicted model, not a curated record. The coding region runs from base 1 to 1161 and encodes 386 amino acids.
AUGGCUCCCUCUAAAGAAGUUGCCGCUCUCGGCUCCAACGAGAUUGUCUCUAUUAGCCAUGAUCAGACUCUCAAGGCCUCCAAGGCCCUCCUGGCGCACAUCAAAAAAGCCGCCAAGGAGUCUGCCGAGGACCCCUCGUCCAAGAAGAACCUGCUAGCCGACGCCGAAGACGACGUCACGGCCGACACGCCCGUCUGGCUGACGCUGACGACCAAGCGCCACAUUGCCGACAAGUCCAGGUUGCAACCGGGCAAGAUUGUGCUGCCGCACCCCCUCCACGCCGACGACGAGGACUUGUCGGUGUGCCUCAUUACCGCCGACCCGCAGCGCGCCUACAAGAACAUUGUGGCCAGUGACGAGUUCCCCGCGGACCUGCGCAAGCGCAUUGGCCGCGUCAUUGACGUGACCAAGCUGAAGGCCAAGUACUCUCAGUACGAGGCUCAGCGCAAGCUCUUUUCCGAGCACGACAUCUUCCUCGGCGACGAGCGCAUCAUCAACCGCCUGCCCAAAAUCCUCGGCAAGACCUUCUACAAGACCACCACUAAGCGGCCUGUCCCCGUGAACCUGCAGGCCAAGGUGCCCAAGGUCAACGGCAAGCGCGGCAAGCGGGACAAGAAGACGGCCAGCGGCGAGAAUAAUGUCAAUGCCGGCACGCCCGCGCAGAUUGCCAAAGAAGUCAACAAGGCAGUGGGCUCUGCGCUCGUCAGCCUGAGCCCGUCAACCAACACGGCCGUGCGCAUCGGCUCCGCCAGCUGGACCGCGGACCAAAUCGCCGACAACGUCGACGCCGUCGCCGCGGCGCUCGUCGAGAAGUGGGUGCCACAGAAAUGGCGCAACGUCAAGAGCAUCCACAUCAAGGGCCCCGCGACGGCUGCCCUGCCCAUCUGGCUGACGGACGAGCUCUGGGUCGACGACAAGGACGUCGUGGCCGACACCGAGGAGACAAAGGCCAACAUGAGCAAGAAGCGCAAGGCGCUCGUGGGCGAGGAACCCCAGGCCGACUCGCCCGCGGCCAAGAAGACGAAAAAGACGGCCGCCGCCGCCGCCGACGCGGGCAAGCACAAGCCGGCGAGCGACGACGCCACGCUCGACAAGCAGAUUGCGGAGCGCAAGUCGAAGCUGCGCAGCGCAAAGGCCAAGGCAAGCAAGGCGAUGGACUGA